CUCUUCCCCACCCAUAACAAGAGCACGGGAAGGCCGGCUGGACGCAUAUCCCGGGCAUUCUGGUGGUGGCUGAAGGGGUGGGGGAGAUUAAGCCAGUGGAAUAUACAGUAAAAUAAGCAUCCUAUAAAAGCUAGGGACGCAUGCGCAUGGCUGGCGAGCCGCCGUCCCUGGGUGAGGAGCCCACUGCUAACGGAUGUGAUCAAGGCAAAGAUUUCCAUCUGGCUCCCGGGACUGAUGGUGAAAUUCCCAUGGGAUCAGAGCGGAUGGAAAUGCGCAAACGGCAGAUGUCUGUGGCCCAGGAGACACCAAGUUCCACACAGGCACAGCAUGGCAUUGGGAAUCGAGCUUCCAAUGCCUGCUGCUUUUGUUGGUGCUGUUGUUGCAGCUGCUCAUGUCUUACUGUUAGGAAUCAAGAUGAAGAGAGAGCAAGGAGGACAUCCCAUGAACUCAGAGCAGAGAGUAUUCCAAACUGUGAGGAGAGUCCCACUCCUACUCUUGAAGAAGUAAAUGCCUGGGCUCAGUCAUUUGACAAGUUAAUGAUCACUCCAGCGGGCAGAAAUGCUUUCCGGGAGUUCCUCCGAACAGAAUUCAGUGAAGAGAACAUGCUUUUCUGGAUGGCCUGUGAGGAGUUAAAGCAGGAAUCCAACAAGAGUGUCAUAGAAGAAAAAGCAAGGUUAAUCUAUGAAGAUUAUAUUUCUAUCCUUUCUCCAAAAGAGGUCAGCCUGGACUCCAGAGUAAGGGAAGUUAUCAACCGAAAUAUGCUGGAACCAUCACAACAUACUUUUGAUGAUGCACAGCUUCAGAUUUACACCUUAAUGCAUAGAGACUCCUACCCACGGUUUAUGAACUCUGCUAUUUAUAAGGACUUGCUUCAGUCCUUAUCUGAGAAAUCCAUCAAAGCAUAAUAUUUUUUAUUAAUGUAUUUAUUAAAAAAACAGAAAUGGAACUCUGGGCUACAUCAACCAACAGGGAAUUUAGAGUUAAUAGGAUAUCUACCUGAAAAUAAACUCAGGCAUAUUUUAAUAUGGACUGUCAAUGUUUUAACCUGCAGAGGGCUCUGACACCACAACUAACUGCAGCCUCUGAUCAACUUAAGUGACACUUUGCAAAGGAGAAUGUAGAGAUAGUUAGAUGUUUAAAAAGUCAUAUUUUUACAAUAGCAGAAUGUACUUGGACAUGAACUAAUAGGAGAAGUUAAAAUUACCACUCUGGAAAGAAAUAACUCUCCGAUAUAUUUUUUUAAACUGUUAGAUAUGACUGCUCUCACCCUUCCCCCCACCAUUGUGCAGCCACAGUAAAAAUACUUGCGUGUUGAUACCUGGGCGA
Trachemys scripta elegans is the source of this 1326-nucleotide messenger RNA. It is a transcript of the gene RGS20, whose product is annotated as regulator of G protein signaling 20. Lineage: Eukaryota; Metazoa; Chordata; Testudines; Emydidae. The coding region runs from base 141 to 905 and encodes 254 amino acids. The transcript is spliced from 5 exons. The record is from RefSeq and is a predicted model, not a curated record.